This is a messenger RNA of Musca domestica (house fly), 1006 nucleotides long. RefSeq names its product CD63 antigen. The transcript has 4 exons. The record is from RefSeq and is a predicted model, not a curated record. Gene Ontology annotation, cellular component: membrane. NCBI's taxonomy places the organism in Eukaryota, Metazoa, Arthropoda, Insecta, Diptera, Muscidae. The coding region runs from base 76 to 819 and encodes 247 amino acids.
AUUUUUUUUCUCCAGCAAAACAUAAAAUUUUCGCAAAGCUUUCGCAACAACCACACAAAAGCAAUCUAGAAAAAAAUGUCUCUGCUGACGGGUAGUGCAAACUGCAUCAAAUAUGUUUUGUUUGCUUUCAAUUUAGUUUUUAUGCUAACCGGCAUUAUCUUAAUUGCCGUUGGUGUUGGCGUUGCCGCCAUCUAUACAGAAUAUGAAGCCUUUUUGGUGUCGAAAUUCUUUUCGAUACCGACAUUCCUGAUUGUCAUCGGUUCCUUUAUCAUUGUCAUCUCCUUCUUUGGCUGCUGGGGUGCCUUGAAGGAAAACUACUGCUUGAUUUUGACCUUCUCGGUGCUGUUGGGUUUGAUCUUCAUUUUGGAAUUGGCCGCUGGCAUUAGCGGUUAUGUUUUGCGUUCCGAUGCCGAGUCAUUGAUUAAGGGUAGCCUAACGGAAUCGAUGAAGGAAUACAAUCCGACGCAUACCAAUGAUGUGACCUUUAUGUGGGACUAUGUGCAGAGGACUUUCACCUGCUGCGGCGUUGAAAGCUACAAGGAUUGGAACACCGUUCUCAAUGGCUCCUUGCCAUUGUCCUGCUGCCGCAAUCCCGUUGGCCAAGUGGGCUCCUUCACCUGUACCAUGAACAACGAGGAUGUCAAUCGUUACAGUCUCGGCUGUUUGAGUGAAUUCUCCAAUUACAUUGCCGCCCAUGCCGUGAGCUUGGGUGCCGCCGGUGUGGUCAUUGCCAUUAUUCAGUUCUUUGGUGUCUUGUUUGCCUGCUAUAUUGCCCGCGAAAUUAAAAUACGCAACGGCAUUACCGGUUUCAUGGGUUAAACUCGGAUGCUGAAAAGAAGAGGAUGAGAAGGCGGCAGGAGAAAGUGAGAAGUUUCCAGAGUUUCAUAGUCAUAAUACGCAAACUAAGCUUUGUCUGCAAAUGUUUCGCUUUGUUUAAUGUUUAAUUUUUCAAAUGUUUUUUUAAAUCAAUAAAGAGAAAACAAUAAAAAUAACAAUUUUUUUAAAA